Messenger RNA from Stegostoma tigrinum, 8972 nucleotides. It is a transcript of the gene sgsm2, whose product is annotated as small G protein signaling modulator 2. The record is from RefSeq and is a predicted model, not a curated record. Bases 40 to 3264 code for a protein of 1074 amino acids. The transcript has 24 exons. Gene Ontology annotation, molecular function: GTPase activator activity. Lineage: Eukaryota; Metazoa; Chordata; Chondrichthyes; Orectolobiformes; Stegostomatidae.
ACUCUCCCUCAGCUUCCUGUGUCCACCGCCAACAACAACAUGUCGGGGCCCGGUUGCCCGGAGGAAGACGCGAAGCAGAAACUGCUGUGGAACGUGAAGAGAGAGGUGAAACAAAUCAUGGAGGAAGCUGUCACCAAGAAAUUUGUGCAUGAGGACAGCAGUCAUAUCAUUGCCUUGUGUACUGUCGUGGAGGCAUGCCUGCUCUACAUGCUGAAGCGCCGAGCUGCUGGAUUUCUGCGGAGUGACAAAGUAGCUGCACUUUUUACAAAAAUUGGCAAAGCCUAUCAAGUAGCUGGAGAUUUGUGCAAGAAAGUUCAAGAAUUACUGCAACAGGUGGAUAGCAAGAAAAACCAUUCGAAUGAUCAGGACUCUCUAAAGAGGCAGGGAUCAGUAUCCAAGAGCCCAGUUCUUACACCUCAAGCUAUCAAACACAUUUGGGUCCGCACAGCCUUGUUUGAGAAGGUCUUGGAUAAAAUUGUUCAAUACAUUGUUGAUAACUCUAGCAAAUACUAUGAAAAACAGGCUUUAAUGUCUGAUCCAGUCUGUGGACCGAUUCUAGCUUCUCUGCUCGUCGGUCCCUGUGCGUUAGAGUACACAAAACUUAAAACUGCUGACCAUUACUGGACUGAUCCAUCAGCAGAUGAACUCGUGCAAAGACAUCGUAUUCAUGGAGCCCAUGGACACCAGGAUUCCCCAUCUAAACGUCCGGCACUUGGUAUAAGAAAGCGUCACUCCAGCGGAAGUAUGUCAGAAGAUAAAUUUGCAGCUUCAGCAAGAGAAUAUGUGGAGUCAUUACAUCAAAAUUCGAGAACGCAUUUGCUGUAUGGAAAAAAUAAUGUACUUGUCCAGCCAAAGGAGGACGUUGAAACUAUUCCAGGAUACCUCUCACUUCAUCAGUCUGCAGAACAUUUAACUCUGAAGUGGACCCCAAAUCAGCUCAUGAAUGGGACUCUGGGAGAUUCAGAGCUUGAAAAGAGUGUCUAUUGGGAUUACGCUUUAACUGUGCCAUUAAGCCAGAUAGUCUGCAUUCAUUGCCACCAACAGCCUGACAGUGGAGGCACUCUUGUGUUGGUGAGUCAGGAUGGAAUCCAGAGACCUCCACUGCACUUCCCCCAAGGUGGUCACUUGUUAGCCUUUCUCUCCUGCCUUGAAAAUGGACUGUUACCACGAGGACAGCUUGAUCCCCCACUUUGGUCACAGCGAGGAAAGGGCAAGGUAUUUCCGAAACUACGGAAAAGAAACAGCAAAGCCAAAUCUAUGGAUCCAGAAGAACAGCCAGAUGAAGAAAUAACUACAGAUUAUGUAUUCAGAAUAAUUUAUCCUGGACAGAAGAAUGACUAUGUAACUAUUAACUACCACCACUUAGCUGCCAGCCGAUCGGUCUCUGUCGAGGAUGAUGAGGAAGACGAGGAUAGGCUACAUGAAAUGAUUUCUAUGAUCUUCUCACGGAACCUCACAGCUCCUAAAAUGAUGAAAGAUCCUAGUGAAUUGUUGGAAAUACAUGGAUAUAGCACAGCUCAUUUUCCUUGGCAGCUGGGAGAUCUGUGUAGCCAAGGCUCCUCUUGUUUAUCCUGCUCAACCAGUGGUUCUCCCUUUGACGUGCCCAACUGCUGCAGCUGUGGAAGUGACAGGACUCCAUUAAAGAUGCUCUGUGAGAACAUGAAGAGGCAAAUUGUUUCAAGGGCAUUUUAUGGAUGGCUAGCAUACUGCCGACACCUCUCUACAGUCCGUACACACCUAUCAGCCCUUGUGAAUCACACCAUCAUUCCUCCUGACAAACCAUGUGAAGCCACAGGUGGACUGACUGGAGAAGUUUGGAAUAAGUAUGAGAAAGAUAGGAAGAAUUACAAAAAAUUGGAACUGCUGAGACUAGUUUAUUAUGGAGGAGUCCAGCAUGAGAUAAGGAAAGAUGUCUGGCCAUUCCUCCUUGGACAUUACAAGUUUGGCAUGAGUAAACAGGACAUGGACCAGGUGGAUGAAGAUAUUGCUGCCAAGUACAGAAGUGUAAUGGCAGAAUGGAAGGCCUGUGAGUUGGUCGUCAAGCGAAGGGACAGGGAAACGCAUUCAGCAAUCUUGGCCAAAUUUUCAUCGGGUAGCAGCAUAGAUAGUCAUGUACAACGCCUGAUUCAUCAAGACUCCAGCAUCAGCAAUGAUGUCUUCAUUUCUGUUGAUGAAGUGGACCCGGGAGAAAAAGCCUUUAAAUUGGUGGAUGAUGUAAUGACAACAGUAGUAAACAUUGACACCCCAACUGCAGUAGUUGAAGAGAGACCAUUAAUGGAGUUUGACUCUCCUGAUUCUGGACUGCCUUCAUCAAGGAAUUAUUCUGUCACAUCAGGACACUCCCAAAUCCUUUCAAGUACUGAUGAUCAAAGUUUGUGCAUGGAAGAAGGUGUAUUGGCAGAAGAAGAUAACACUGAGUUUCGCAGAGUUGAAGAACAGAUGCCCAGUGCUAAUGAACCUGGUUCCAGAAGAAAAAAUGUCCUGCAAAAGGCUGAAGCUCAAGACUCGUUGUCAGAGGAACAGCUGUGCAGUCAGUUAGAUUUAAUAAUGAGUGAGGAGAGCAACUCAUCUUUCCCGUCUACAACGUACACGACAGAACUGAUGGAUGCUGUAUCAUUAAAUUGGCACCGGAUUGAUAAGGAUGUUCAGCGUUGUGAUAGAAAUUACUGGUAUUUUACUGCAAUCAACCUAGAAAGACUGAAGACUGUAAUGUGCAGUUAUGUAUGGGAACACUUGGAUGUGGGCUACGUUCAGGGAAUGUGUGAUCUCUUGGCACCACUAAUGGUUAUUCUGGACAGUGAGCCCCUGGCGUACAGCUGCUUUACUCAGCUAAUGAAGAGAAUGAAUCAGAAUUUCCCAAAUGGUGGUGCAAUGGAUACUCACUUUGCCAACAUGAGAUCCUUAAUACAGAUUUUGGAUUCUGAACUGUUUGAGCUAAUGCACCAGAAUGGAGAUUACACCCACUUCUACUUCUGUUAUCGUUGGUUCUUGUUGGAUUUCAAAAGAGAACUCUUGUACGAGGAUGUCUUUGCAGUGUGGGAGGUUAUAUGGGCAGCAAAGUUUAUCUCUUCAGAGUACUUUGUCCUUUUCAUUGCCUUGGCUCUGGUGGAAGUUUACCGUGAAAUCAUUCGUGAUAACAACAUGGACUUCACAGACAUUAUAAAGUUUUUCAACGAAAUGGCGGAGCGUCACGAUGCCCAGCAGAUCCUGAGGAUUGCACGUGAGCUGGUCUACAAGGUGCAGACACUAAUAGAGAACAAGUGACGGAACUAAGGGAGAGCAGGAAAUAGAUGCAGAUACUCAGCUUCCUCCUAGCAAGCUUGAGUGGGGAAUCUUCCUCCACCACCCAGAUGCCCUUCACCCCAACCCCUCUCCCUCUUCCCCCUGCAGCCACUCCAGUUUCCCUGCACUUGCAAAAUGAUGGUUCAGGAGAACGAGUUGGUCAUAUCUUCCCUACUUCAGAGGAUGUCAUGCACUGAAUUGAAAAUGCAAAUCGAGACCAGGAAUUUGCCAAAAAGUUGCAAUUUUAUCCCUGACUAGGUUAGAGAUCCUUUAACUUAAUGUAUAAAAUCACAUUUUCCUAUAAGUUCCUUCUCUGUCUUUGCCCACUCUUCAUUGUGAGUAUGUUUAAUUUCCUUAUUUAUUUUCUUAAACUCAGUGAGUGCCUAAAUGUUAAAUUUGUGGCAAAAAAAACCCUUUCACUGUCCACAUUAUAUUCUUGUACCCUCAGACUGACAGAUGGGUAUAUCUUAAACACUAAACUGGGAAUAAGUGGGGAUUUUCCCCCAGAUUUUGCAUUUGUGAAUUCACAGUGUUUUUUAACUUCUGCAGACUGCUUGGAUUUGGAUGGACUGGUGUAUAUUUGGAAUACUUUUCAAUUCGGAUCAAUCCGAUCUUAUGGACUAUUUUAGCAUGUUUACACCAAAAUAAGACUUGCUGUAUUUUAAUUUUAUGAAGAAUGUUGCCAAUGAUUCGAUGUUCUAUGAUCCUGUGUGUUUGUGUAAUUCUGAAUGCUCCCAAUAUGUUGGGAAAUAAUUUCCAUGUGUCAUACAAUAUUUGCGAUCCCUUCUUGAGGGCAUUUCAUGAUUCACUGUUAGUAUAUCCAUCAGUGAAUCUGGUUUGAGUGGAAUCAGUUUUUGUAUUUGCAGGUAACCAAACUUUUUGAGAUUCAGCAAAAGUCAUGUUUGCCAGUCAGUUCUCUCCAGGCUGCCAGUUAAUUGCAUCCUUGUCAUAUUUUCCAAUGGUUUGAAUCACCAUUGGGAAAUCUGGGCUAUGGACCUCCUCAGCCGCAUGCAGCAGAUCUCACUUUACGAUCAGUCACUGGGAUUUAAACAAGCACUGGGGUUUGUCGUCUCCUUCCCGUCACGUUAAAGUACCUCAACUUUGAGUGAAUUGCUUUCCAGUGGUCCAACCAGUUAAAAAUGCAGGAGAUUCUGUAAUCCUAAUUUAAUGACUUUGUAGUUUAUCAUGGGUGCUUUUUUUCCUUGCCAUCUUGUUCUCCCUUUUCCCUUAUUCCUGAAGACACUGUCUCCUUAUUCACAUGGUUUCAAAGAUUCUGACUCUGUUAAAUACCUCUCCUUUUGUCCAUUAUUAAUGUGUGAACCCUAAAAAGUUGCUAAUUAUUUGGUGUUUGGGUUGCACAGGGGCUGUCACAGCCAGAUCCAAUCUUGCCCUGACAUGAUGGUCAUUCAUGGCUGCACGAGUCACAGGAGGUAUCAAGAACAGCCAAUUUUUCUACCUUUUCCUAAUCUGACAGUGUUGAAGUCUGUUGUUCCAUCCCUACCUCCUUCGCCACAUUGAGCAUAGAUCAGGAAUAGAGCAGACUUUCCUGGUCUAGAAAGGCAAACCAUUCCCUAGAUAAACUCACUGAGCCAUCAUUUAAUAAGGCAUGGCAACCCCAUUGCAAUGACAGUCUCCUUGCAACACAAUUUGAAACCUCUUGUACAGAAAAUGAGAAGAAAACCUUGCAUCAUUUUUCUCUUCCUAACAUCAAAGAGAGAGAGAGAGAGCAUCUAUUGCAUUCUCACUCUAGGUGGCUCAAGUGGUAACUGCAUAAUAAUAGGUUAUUAACCUGGGACCAAGCUACCAAAUAGAAACUGUCACCAAUUACUGUGCAGGAAUCAAUUGUCACCUGGUGUGCCAUUGUGAUAAUCAUAAAACAUUCAAUGUAAAUAGAUUGCAACAAAACCUUGACAAAAUGUGCAGUUUUCCAAAAAACAUUGCAUGUCGUGUAAUUUGUGCCUGUAGGUUAUCAUCAGUUUCAAUGAGACUGCAUUAACUGUAGGAUUUGUGCAAAGCUACAGUCUGAGUAGUCCAACAGAAAGAAUGGGCAGUGAGUGCAGUUUCUCACUUUUCCUCUAAUUUGUUUCUUUUUGGCCCCUAGCUGCUUAUUCUGUUUUAUUUGGAAUGUAUAAUAAAUGUCAUGUUCACACGUUUAGACAAUGCCCCACUCUUUGGGCAAGAUGCUGUGCCAAAAUUAACACUUGACUUCUUAGACUUUGAAUUGAGACAUUUCAAAAAUCAAACAUGCAUAAUAUAUAGGGUUUUCUCUCCAUGCUGAGCAUCUUGUCUUUUUUUAAUGUUCAGCAUUACUGAUCACACUGAAGGAGGAAGACUCUGAACUGCUAUGUAAAUAACCAAUUUCAGUGACUUACAGUUUCCUGUAACACAAGCAUGAGGCCUUUUUGAUUUCAUGGCUGAUCUAUGUCAUGUACCAAUUAUUUUAUCAUUUAGAGUUUGUCUUAGUUUACAAUCAUUCCAUGACUUUGUCAACAAUAAGUUAUAGGCCGCAUCCAUGGGGUGAGAUGAAUGCAACAUGGCCAUGCAAAAUAUUUUUGAACCUGUCCAGAAACAAUUAUCUACGUUUUUAGGAAUUGGGUCAAAUUUGCCAAGGACUUUCUGUGUGGCUGUGUGAUAGACACAUGUCUUUUAUAUCAAUACAUUUGAGAAGGGAGUAAAUAAAAUCUGUUGUAUUUUCACAAAAUAAAUGCCAAAUAUAAAUUUUUUAUCACACUCAUUUAGACGCUGUGUUUUCACCUUGAAUUAGCCACUGUCUCUGUCUAAAAUCUACCUCAGCUAGUUGUGAUUGCGAUAAAUUUCUGGCUGUAAACAAAGCACUUUUUCAAGCAGUCAGCAUUCACACACUUGGAGAAUGUGUAUCCUUUUCUCCCCUUCAAUUUACUUAAGUAUUCCCUUUCUCACCUGAGCAUGGUGGUAUUUAAAAUCAGAAAACUUCUAUCUUACAUUCCUACAUAGUCUUUGAAGUGUGGAGGAUUUCUUUUUCUUCCCCCUGUUGUCCUACUCUUUCUUUAAAAAAAGUUCAUUGACCUACCAGUAUAACUUCUGUAGGAAAUCAGCCUCAGAAAAUAAGCAUCGAUACCUGUUUUUCCAGGAUGUUUGAUAAUAGUCUGACAUUGAAACAUUGAUGAAUUAAAGCAUUACAGUGCACUAACUUUCAUGCAUGUCAUAGCACACAGAGACCGCUUGUAGCUGUUCAUUUACAUCCUGUGAGUGGGAACAUUUAUUAUAAAUAUAUUUAUUGGUAACCAGGAUAAUUUCCCACCCUGUUGCAGAAUUUAAUUGAAGGCAGAAACUGGCUAAAGGUGCUGGCUUGUAAUAAUAACUUUGUAGGGAGUUCUACAUUAAUGUUUGGGAUGAGGAGAGGGUAGAAGGAUGUAAAAUUGUCAUUUUUGCUCAACUUUUCCAGUGAGGUCUAGAGUAGAAUCCAACUGACACUGAUUAAAGAUAUAGGGGCAGCAAUUCUUGAAAAGUGCUUUUUGAACUUUUUUUAUCCCACUGCUGCUGAUUAUUUUAUUGAGAAAUCCACUGGUAAUUUGGUCAAAUUGGACAUCAUCAUAAUCAAGGAGUGAAGAGAAAAUCUUGUAUAUUAUCCAAAGUUGGUUUUUAAGAGCCUGUGAUUUAUAGACUGAAUAGAAGAACUGAAGGAGAUCAGGUGUUUCGUGACUUGGCAAAGAAUGAGUUAGAAUUGAAGGCAGUUUGAUGUAAAAUGCAGAUUCCUACAUUCUAUUUCCCCUGGAAUUUUAUGCUCCAUAAUUAACAUGCCUCGUUAUACAGUAAGAAACACUAAUCUUGACAAAAUAUCUGACAAUAUGUAGACAGUAUUUUGUCAAAGAGUAUCAAGGAGGAAAAGUAUGUAAAUGCCAUUGAGGUGCCAAUCAGCCCCAAUAAAACUGAACAACAGUGCAGGCUGGAAAGCUUGAAUGGCUCGUUUCUAAAAUAAAGUAAUCAUAUUUUAAUAAGCAGGUUUAUAAUUGGAUGCUAAAUGUAAGUAACUUUUUAAAAAAACAAUUAUGAAAUAAUUGCGAAAUACUUUCUUUCAAAAUACAUCACACAAUGGGCUGUAAAUUAUUUUAUGAAAUGAGCAACAGCUCAUUUCUUCAUCAUCAAGUCCAGAAUUUAAAAUGUAGGAUUCUGAAGUUUUGAGGCAUGUGAUUUGUGAAAACGAUUUUAUUCGGUGUGUUGUUUAGCCCAACAACUUAGAUUUAGGUAGCACCUUUCACAUGGUAUGAAAAGUCAACGUACUUCAUUAGAGAAGAAAGCAGAAGUGUCUUCUUGCUUAUCAUUGAGAAAUUUCACCAUGUACCUUCAAACUUUUACUGUUUAUGAAGUAUAUAAAUGCUUGGCUUCUGUUUUAAACCUUGUUGAAGCAAUGAUUGUGUUCUAUGAUUAAACUUCAUGUAAGAUUCUGUUGUAGGUACUGUACAUACCUAACUUGUAAAAUGUCAGUGUUACUCUGCUCUAUUUAUUGUAUUUUGUUUGUGUUCUGUUGCAAACAGCUGACACCUGUUCUAAAAUUAUUAAGGAUUUCUUUCAAUUUGUAGCUGUCAACUAAGAAGAGUUAGAACUCUCGCACUAGCUUUCUCCCUCAAAAAAAGCCUUUUCAUUUCAAAUUGGAGUUGCCACUGGUUAAUGACUGGUCAGAGUGGUGAUGGACGGUCUGGUCAUGUGGAAUGGUAACCUUAGUUAGCAUCUUCAGGUUGGAAGAGGAAAGUGUUGAGGAGGGAGUGGUGUGAACAAGAAAACCCCACCACUGAAUUUGCGGUCAGUCAUAGUUGGUACCUCCAGUAGAUAUUGAACAUUCGGCAACAGGGACUUAUAACUGAGCAGAUUGUUGUAUUGUCAUCAGUGUCUGAUACAGCUCACUCCAGGACUGCAUUGUCUGACACACAAAGCUGUGGCUGAGCCUUUUCUGAUAACUAUUUCAUCAGCAUUUUGAAAGUUUUGUGUGUUUCACACAACCUGUACUUGUCUGCACAAUCAAGUUACUAAGGAUUUUGCUUUCAAGCAUGUGAAAUUGUCAGCAAAAGCCUCAAACAGGAUCCCCCUCUGUCAAGAGUAUUUUGGAACUAGAAGCAUUUUUAUCAAUAAAAUCUACUUUCUUUAAGCUUUUUCAUAAUUACCCCACCUUAAAACAGCUUAACCAUAUGAUAGUUAUGAUUAUUUACAAUUAAUGAAGAAUGUUCUACACUGCAGGACUUGGGAAGGGGAGAAACAAAAGCUAUUGUUCACAGCACCAGUAAUUUUCCAAAGGGCAUAAUUUGCUGUAGGUUUCUAAAUGAAAUAUAUGCUAAGUUUGUUCAAAAAGCCUGGGAAUGACUGUAUUAUAUUGCUGUGUGAACAUUACAUAAAAUUGCAUCAUAUUUAUUUGCUAUUUUGAUGGGGGCAUUGGAUAUGAGAGCACUUGUAUGGAAAGGAUGAAUUUGUAUGCUGAUGUACACACACAGUGUAAUUUCUAAGUGAUCAUUUCUUCCCCCAACCUCAACCAAAACACGAAUGUUACAAAUAUAUCUGAAGCUUGCACUGCCUUUGAAUUGUGGUUGGGAUGAUAAACUCUCACAGCAGUGAAUCAAUGUGUGCAACUCUCGUUCACUUGGUACCUAUAUUAUGUUGUACAUGUAUUGCACCUUAAACAUUGUGAUGCGUUAUUUAUUUAUUUUUGGAUUUUUUUUUCU